Molecule: messenger RNA, 1464 nt
Organism: Naegleria lovaniensis
Lineage: Eukaryota; Heterolobosea; Eutetramitea; Acrasida; Naegleriidae
Exons: 1
Coding region: 1-1464 (487 amino acids)
Biological process (GO): SNARE complex assembly
Cellular component (GO): lytic vacuole; endosome
Molecular function (GO): SNARE binding
Source: RefSeq, a predicted model, not a curated record
AUGCAACCGUGUACGUUGUGUGAGGCGACGGUUAAGAAUUAUGUGUGUUCGUCGUGCUUGACCGAAGCAACUCGGAAGAAGAUAGAAUCCAUUAUGAAAUUACAAAAGAAGAGAGAUGAAUUGAAGAAAAAAGUUGAAGAGCAAAUAAUCACUCCCGAGAAGGAUUUGAAAUCCCGAGAACGAAAUAUUCGGAAUCAAAAACAAAGAAAUAAUACUCUCCGGGAAUAUGUAAAACAAAUACAACAGGAAAAUACUGUGCAAGAACAAAUCACGACUAAAAAGUUUGAAGAGCAUAUUGCUCGGACAAAAUUAUUUGCUGCGAGCAGAUCUGAACUUGUAGAAAUUAUGAAAACAAACAAAAUUAGACCUUCAAACGAAAUUGAAGAUCAAGAUGGUUUCAUCAGAAAUAGAAGACAAUAUUGUAGCAAUUUAUUUCAAUCUUUUCCAAUAUUUACAAAUAAGGGCAGAAUCACGACAAAAAUCUAUGAACGAUCCACCUGUAUAUUGUGCGCUCCAAAUAGUAAUGUGUUGUACUUUUUACAUAGAGAGUUUCAUUUGCCCAUUGGUGUUGUGAAUGAAGGAUUUGAUUUUAUUGAAGCAAUUUUAAAACAUGACAAUCCAGAAUAUAUUCUUAGCCAAAACAAGCUUAACCCGUUGAGUUCGUUCAAAGAAUAUUGGCCAUCACAAAAUGCACUGUCUGGAAUGCUUGGAUACAUUGUACUAAUUGUUCAACAGCUGUCAAACAUUCUUGAAAUUCCCCUUCCAUACAAAAUGGAAUACAAAGGAUCAAAAUCUAUCAUAAUGGAUAUUGUUGGGUCAGAAAUGAAAAAGAAAAGGAUUGACAGCACUGACUCUUCCAUGGUGGAUUCACCUUUUGAAUCUCCAUGUCACUAUGUUCCUGAGCCCCGAUACAAGAAAUAUGCUCUUUAUGAGAGCGAUUCAACGUUUAACACUGAGCCAAUCCAAGUUACGCCUUUCAGUUUGAGCGAUAUAUCUUCUGCAGGCUCUGGAAAAUCCCUUCUCAACUUACCUUCUGGUAAAGAAGAGGGAAACCUUCUGUCUUCACUCAAUUCUAGAGAACAAUUUGCUGAGAGCGUGCAAUUAUUGAAUGAUAACAUUGUAGCCAUUUGCCACGCUCAAGGCAUUGUGGUCUCCAAACAUAACAGUAACAACUUAUUUCACAAUUUAUUAACAUUGUACCACUAUGAGAAUAUUGGACGUUUAGGUCCCUUCUCAUUCUAUGGAUUUGCCAAACAUAGGAAUGCAAGUUCUAACGCCACCAUCACUCACUUCAAAUCAAAUAUUAUGGAAAACUACUAUUACGACCAGGCCAUGGAUAUCAUGAGAAAGAUAAUUGUAAAUCCACCUGAAGAUCUUUGCGUGCCUCAAAGGCCUGCAACUUUUAAAGAUAUGUUUGCAAACAUUAUUCAGGAAAAUUAUCUUCAUGAUGACGAUGACGACUGA